This is a messenger RNA of Pieris rapae (cabbage white), 1150 nucleotides long. Its product is annotated as cAMP-dependent protein kinase catalytic subunit beta-like. The record is from RefSeq and is a predicted model, not a curated record. Gene Ontology annotation, cellular component: cAMP-dependent protein kinase complex; nucleus. NCBI's taxonomy places the organism in Eukaryota, Metazoa, Arthropoda, Insecta, Lepidoptera, Pieridae. Bases 89 to 1150 code for a protein of 353 amino acids. The transcript has a single exon. Gene Ontology annotation, molecular function: ATP binding; cAMP-dependent protein kinase activity. Gene Ontology annotation, biological process: peptidyl-serine phosphorylation.
UUUAUUGAAGAGUAAACACAAUACUACAUAUACACCAUUUUAUUGAUAUGAAUAUGUUGCAUCGUAGAAAUACUAUUAGCGUAAAGCGAUGAUAUUUGCUCACCACGAAGAUAAAGUCGUUCCAUAUAGUCAUGAACACCAGUUUAGUCAUAAAAGAUAUUUAGAUCUAUUAAAGCAAGAUUUUUUGCAACGUUAUGCAAACCCACCAGUGCGAGAGCCGAAGACUGUGGAUGAUUUUGAUCCAGUUGCAACAUUAGGUUUUGGUGCAUUUGGUACCGUUUUAUUAGUUCGUGAUAAAUCCACUUUCGAGUAUUACGCAAUGAAGGCUUUAGAAAAGGCUAACGUAGUUAAGAAGAAGAACGUAAAGCAGCUUUUACAGGAAAAGAAGAUAUUAGAAAGUGUCUCGUUCCCGUUCGUUCUUAAUUUAGAGCAUAGUUUCAAGGACAACGUUUACGUCUUUCUCAUAACGCCCCAUAUAGCUGGCGGGGAGAUGUUCAGUUUAUUAAAGAAGCUGGGUAACUUAUCAGAGCCCUUAGCACAAUUUUAUACUGCACAAAUGGUACUAGCGUUGGAGUAUUUACAUCACUGCAGUAUUGUACAUAGGGAUAUAAAGCCAGAGAACAUAUUUCUAAACGAAUCGGGUUAUAUUAUACUAGGCGAUUUUGGUUUCUGCAAAAUAAUACGUAGUAGAACGUGGACGAUUUGUGGUACGCCCGAAUAUAUUGCUCCCGAAAUAAUUUUAUCAAAAGGCUAUACAUUCUCCGUGGAUUGGUGGUCUUUAGGCAUACUUAUAUAUGAAAUGAUCGCCGGUUAUCCGCCAUUUUAUAGCUCAAAUACGAUGAAAAUGUAUGAGAAAAUCUUGGGUGGGUCGUUCAAGUCACCCGAAUGUAUGACGCCAACUUGCAAGUCAUUAGUGAAGAGUCUUUUGGACGUAGAUCCAAUGAAACGAUACGGGUCUCUGAAAGCUGGUGUAUACGAUAUAAAGAAGCAUGCAUGGUUUACAGAUAUCGAUUGGCAUACAGUACUGCAUCAGAAAAUGUUUCCACCGUUUAUUCCUGUGAAAAAAAGUUUUAGUGAUUCAGGCUUGAGUGACGUUAAGCUUAAGAAAUCGCCAGACUGCUUAUUUGCGAGAGAAUUUUCAAAUUUUUAA